This is a messenger RNA of Nilaparvata lugens (brown planthopper), 1299 nucleotides long. RefSeq names its product probable rRNA-processing protein EBP2 homolog. The record is from RefSeq and is a predicted model, not a curated record. The transcript has 6 exons. NCBI's taxonomy places the organism in Eukaryota, Metazoa, Arthropoda, Insecta, Hemiptera, Delphacidae. Bases 138 to 1214 code for a protein of 358 amino acids. Gene Ontology annotation, cellular component: preribosome, large subunit precursor; nucleolus; nuclear periphery. Gene Ontology annotation, biological process: rRNA processing; ribosomal large subunit biogenesis.
AAUAAUGAUUCGUUUUGUGGCUUCUUGUUGACAUUUCUUCACAAAUAUUUUAUAAAAGUACGAAUCAAUGUAAGAAAUGUAUAAUUUCAAGAGAUUUUCACAUAAAGAGAAUAAAUAAGAAUUUAAAAAAUAUUGUGAUGAUUGGCACACAGAAGUCAACUUCUCUACUAUUCUUUGUUCUGUCUAUUCUACCAGAUUUCGUCUGUUUUUAUUUUCCAUUGACGAUUGAGGUUAGGAAUUUAGGAUUAUUUACACGUGACUGUUUAUCUAGUAAAAUUACAAAAAUGGUAAAAAUUAAGAAAUUGAAGAGAGCACACUCUCCUGUUCAAGAAGAUGAAGAAUUUGAUAGUGGAGACUCUGAUGCUGAGCUGCAAGACCUAUUUUCCAAAGGAUUACUGAAGCCCGGACUGAAUGUUCCUGCUGAUGCACUUCCUCAGAAGAAACAGUACGCUAAUAACAUUCCUGCACUCGAACUGAAACUACAAGAAAUUCAAAAGAACAAUUACCCUUGGAUUGAGCGAUUGGAUUUAGUUACUGGAUAUGCCCCUCUAGCUCCAGAAAUGGCUCUUCAGAUAGAGGAGGAAACAGGAAAGAAUGAGUUGAAUUCAGACGGCAGCAGCCAGCUGGAUGAGUUCAAGAGGGAGUCGUUGUUUCACAGACAAGCGCAGGCGGCUGUUAUUGAAGGCAUCGGUCGAUUGAAGUCUCUGGGAGUGCCAACCAGGAGGCCCGACGACUUUUUCGCUGAAAUGGCUAAAACCGAUGAGCAUAUGCAAAAAAUUCGCUCUAUGUUGGUUAAAACACAAGCAGCCAAGGAAAGGAUAGAAAAAGUUAGAAAAAUACGUGAGCAGAGAAAGAUGAGCAAGAAAAUUCAAGCCGAAAACAGAUUGAAGAAACAGAAUGAGAAGAAAUCGAUGUUGGAUGAGGUGAAGAAAUUCAGGAAAGGCAUUCGCAAAGAUUUAGAUUUCUUAGACAAUAAAAAUAAACCUUCCAACAGGUCGCAAUUGAAAAGGAAGCAUAAAGACAGUAAGUUCGGGUUUGGCGGUAAGAAAAGAGGAUUGAAGCGCAACACUAGAGAAAGUGCAGCCGGCGACUUUGAUGGCGGCAACGCCAAAGGCAAGGGCAGCCAUCGCGGGCCACCUAACAAAGGCAAAGUGCAGAACAAACGGCCUGGCAAACAACGGCGGCAACAAAUCAAGUCCAAAAGAAAGCAUUAAUAGAUGCCAUAAUCAUGUGUAAAUAUUAAGUGAGUAUGUUUCAAUAACCUAUCUGAAUAUCCUGAUUAAAAUACGGUUUUUUUUU